Molecule: messenger RNA, 879 nt
Organism: Piliocolobus tephrosceles (Ugandan red Colobus)
Lineage: Eukaryota; Metazoa; Chordata; Mammalia; Primates; Cercopithecidae
Source: RefSeq, a predicted model, not a curated record
AUGACACUUCUGCCCAGGCUCGUGCGGCGGGAGGAAGAAGCCACGCAAGGUGCCUUCCAAGCCCUGGUGCAGCCUGGCCUGGGAGAGAGGAGCCCCACACGCCGAGAGCAAAGACAGGGCAGAGUUCCUCGGACGUGGCACCGGGCCAGGGAGCCCCUCGCGGCGGCAGGGGCUCUCCACGGACUCAGCCAUCUGGGGAGAGCAGCCCAGAGCCCUCGGGCCUCCUGCCGUAUUCUGUGGCCUGGGACUUGGGGGGGACCCAUGAGGACACGGGGACGCAGCUGAAGGGAGGUGCAGACAGCGUGUACUGGCAUUUCCGGGGACCGAGCCCAGAAGGAGCAGGACAGCCACCUCCUGGCCUGGAGGAAAAUCCUGCUUCCUGGCAAGAAAACCACCCCUGGAGGAACAGGGUUGGGGUGCAGGAGGCUUUCCCAGGCAGCCGCCCCUUUCCUCCUCCAAAAGCAGGGCAGGAAAAGAGCAUUCAGCCCAGGCAGCGAAAACCCCAGCUCUGGUCCCUCCCGCCCCACCAGCCGCCUGGAGGCACGGAGUUCCGGCCUGGAUGAGAAGCGACUCACAGGCCACGGCUGCUUCCCCUCUGCGAGGAAGGAAAAGUCCCUGCAGUGCGGCCCUCGGCGAAGGCUUCGAAUACAGCACCUCUCUCUGCCCAAUCAAUGUGUUUGCACCAAUGUGGACUUUGACGGGAAACUGCCCUCCUCCCUUGACCUUGCUGUGUUUUCGGAACGCCGGGCCCAGAGCAAGGGCGAACACCGUAAGGCGCUGCGCUCGUGGCUUCCAUGUGGCGUCCACGUUGAAACGAAGCAGGCUCGAAGCUGGAAACUCGCUUCACCCACCCGCCCCUUCGCCAUCCGCUGGCGGUGA